AAGGAAACGUAGGUGUGUGAGUUUAUUUGAAGGUGUAUUAUUGUUGUUGUUAUUAUUAUUGUUAUUCGUUUCUUUUACUCAAAAUAUCAAGAUACAUUUAUAAAAAAAGGAAAGUUAGCAUGAUUUUAUUUUUAUACGUUAUGCAUAAUUGCUUGAUUUAUUCAAUCAGUAACAAAACCUGUACUCAGUGAAUGCAGCGUUAAACAAGGAAGCGUUUUAUUUCAGAUUCAAAGAAACCUAAAUGCAAACUUGCUAAAAUUACGCUACAAUUACUAAAUAUUCUUAUUAAUAUCUUACGAAACUAGUCAAAUGUUAUGGUAUCUACAUAAGAGUGAAUGCAGGCGUUUGAAAAAAUGCUUGAGAAAACCUUUUCCUUGAAGCUUACAUGACAACACAAGAACUUAUCUUCUGACUUCGGCACAACAAUAUCGGCAAUGCGGCGAGUUGCGUCUGUUCCUUUUCUUAGUGUUUUGAGUGCAACAAUAUGUUGCUUUUUGUCGGAAAACACACCAAAUACCUCAUCUCCAAAUAUUAUCAUCAUGCUCAUGGAUGACAUGGGCUGGGGGGAUUUGGGGGUGUUUGGCCAGCCUUCCAAGGAGACCCCCAAUCUGGAUGCCAUGGCUGCUCAGGGAAUUCUCUUUCCAGACUUCUACACUGCCAACCCACUUUGUUCACCAUCCAGAGCUGCACUUCUCACUGGAAGGCUUCCUAUCAGGAAUGGGUUCUACACAACUAACGGUCAUGCCAGAAAUGCUUACACACCACAGGAGAUAGUGGGAGGAAUCUCCAAGGAUGAGAUUUUGUUACCUCAGUUGCUAAAGGAGAAGGGUUAUGUCAACAAAAUAGUUGGCAAAUGGCAUCUAGGCCACAGACCACAGUAUCUUCCUCUGGAGAACGGUUUUGAUGAAUGGUUUGGUGCACCAAACUGCCACUUUGGUCCCUAUAACAACACCGUCAGACCCAACAUCCCUGUCUACAACAACUCUGAGAUGCUUGGGAGAUACUUUGAGGAAUUUAAGAUAGAUAAAAAGACCGGGGAGUCAAACCUCACACAGAUGUAUUUGGAGGCGGGUCUAGACUUCAUAAGUCGUCAAGCUGAAGCCAAGCGGCCCUUCUUCCUCUACUGGGCAGCUGAUGCUACUCACUCCCCCGUUUAUGCCUCCAAGCCCUUCUUAGGGAAGAGCCAGCGAGGCCGCUAUGGAGAUGCAGUAAUGGAGCUGGACUACAGCGUUGGUCGGAUCUUGACGAAGCUGCAACGUCUAGGCAUCGACAACAACACUUUUGUCUUCUUCACCUCAGACAACGGGGCAGCUCUGAUGUCUGGCCCAAAUGAAGGUGGAAGCAACGGGCCAUUCCUCUGUGGGAAGGAAACCACCUUUGAGGGGGGCAUGAGAGAACCUGCCAUUGCCUGGUGGCCUGGACGCAUCAAAGGAGGCACUGUGAGUUUCCAGCCUGCCAAUGUCAUGGAUCUGUUUACCACCAGCCUGGCUCUCGCCGGCAUCGGUCCUCCUGGUGACCGAGUUCUGGAUGGACUGGACCUGACGCCUGUCCUGUUCAACCACUCCCAUACUCUCCAAAGCAGGCCAAUCUUCUUUUACCGCGGGAAUGAGCUGAUGGCUGUGAGGCUUGGACAAUACAAGGCACAUUACUGGACCUGGAGCAAUUCAUGGGAGGAGUUCAAACAGGGUGUAAACUUUUGUCCUGGGCAGGAGGUCGCCGGUGUGACCACCCAUGAACAAAAAGAGCACACUCAACAGCCAAUCAUUUUCCACUUGGGGCGGGACCCUGGAGAAAAGUACCCUCUGAGUGUUUUGAGUAAGGAGUACCAGGAUGCUUCAAACUGGAUCUCUAUUGUGGUGCAGAAGCACAAGGAAACUUUGGUCCCUGGAAUGCCCCAGCUUAACAUGUGUGACAUGGCAGUGAUGAAUUGGGCGCCUGCUGGCUGUGAGAAGUUAGGAAAGUGUUUGAAAGUUCCUAAGUCUGAACCCUGGAAGUGUGACUGGCCUCACUAGGGCAAAAGCAGAGAACGAAGAUCUUAAAAGGAAAACUUGAUGACAAAAAGAGGAGAAAUUAGUUCACAUUAAAGUAAUUACAUGUUAAUUUGCAUUUAAUUUUGCAUUUUUGUUAUUUGCAGAGCAACCUCUCUUUUCAGUCUACACUUCAUAAAAUUGGGAAAAAGGGAAAAAUUGGCCCUUUUAUUCUGAAUAUUCGAUUAGGUUCAAACUUUGUAAAAAGAUUUUUCAUUUACCCUGCGACAGACUGGUGAACUGUCCAGGGUGUCCCCUGCCUUCCCUCACAAGUGGCCGGGAUAGGCUCCGGCAUUUUUCAUUUACUUUUUACUUUUUUCCCUAAAGAUUUUUUAUUUUUUAAUAAAAUGAAUUCAUAAAAUCAAAGCUGCAUUAACACCUUCAU
Molecule: messenger RNA, 2412 nt
Organism: Oryzias latipes (Japanese medaka)
Lineage: Eukaryota; Metazoa; Chordata; Actinopteri; Beloniformes; Adrianichthyidae
Gene: galns
Product: galactosamine (N-acetyl)-6-sulfatase
Molecular function (GO): arylsulfatase activity; N-acetylgalactosamine-6-sulfatase activity
Source: RefSeq, a predicted model, not a curated record